Molecule: messenger RNA, 1300 nt
Organism: Dendronephthya gigantea
Lineage: Eukaryota; Metazoa; Cnidaria; Anthozoa; Malacalcyonacea; Nephtheidae
Product: vesicle-trafficking protein SEC22a-like
Exons: 6
Coding region: 68-967 (299 amino acids)
Biological process (GO): endoplasmic reticulum to Golgi vesicle-mediated transport
Source: RefSeq, a predicted model, not a curated record
UGGGUCAAUGUUUUGAAACGUUUUGCUUCAUGCGCCCGGUAGACUAAAUGUUUUUUACGUGGUAAUAAUGAUAUAUUUUGCAACGUUGAUACGAGUAAACGAUGGUCUUGCCCUUUCAGCUUCAACAGACCUUGAUACAACAUUCGAGGUGAAAGAAAGUAAAAAACGUCUGAAGUUACUAUCAAGAAAGGUCGGUCAACUUCCAGCAAGAUGUACCACUAAGAUUGGUACAUAUUGCAUACAUUUUAUACGAACUGGAUCAUUAUGUACCAUGAUGAUAUGUAGCAGUCAAUAUCCAGAAAUACUGGCAUUCAGUUUCCUAACUGAAUUACAGAGAGAAUUUCUUCUUCAGUACAAAAAUGAAGAUAUUCAGAGAGCUAAACGGCCUUACACAUUUGUUGAGUUUGAUAUGUUCAUUCAAAAGUUGAAGCAAAGAUAUUCAAAUACAAACAGCUUAACAAGCAGGAUCAAUGUGAAUGACAUUAGUGAAGAUCUGAAGCAAAGCCCACCUUAUGAAAUAAAAAGUUCUGAAUUGAUGCAAACUAAUGGAGUUACAGAAACUAAAUAUAAGAGCAGUGGUAAAGUUCACAUGGUUGUGCCUCUUACAUGGCUGGGGUAUCUAUCUGGAGCACUUUGUCUUGUUUGUGCUUUUUUAAAUAUUCUCAGAUUUUUUCCACUUUUUGCCUAUUAUGGAGCUGAAACUGAGGAUCAUAGUGUUAUAGCAGCAUUAGCAUUUCUUCUUGGUGCAUUAAUUGAUGUUUUGCUGUUUUACCUGUUAUUGUUACCUCUGAAGUUAAAGGUGUUCGUAGCAUAUACAUUGGGCGGUCUUCUUCUCGUUAUUAUUUAUUAUCUGCGAAACUAUAGAAACAUAUUUCAAGUCCUUUUCCACUGUUCAGUCACAUUACUUGCUUUAUACCAAAUACGCCAAAGACAGAUCGCUGUUAAGCCUCCGGAUUAUAAUGUUUAAUCAGUGUCUGUGUAGAAUAAAAAAACUGUUAAAAUUACGCAUAAAACUCUUGGCAAUUUUUUUACAUCUUGACCAUGUCCAUCUGAAUUAUAUUUAGCUGUAAUCUUGGCUUAAUAUUUAGACCUAUUUAAGAUGGCUACGGCACCAACUCAGUGCAAAUACACAGCUAAGCUAGACGUAAAGAGAAAUAGAUGCCUUUGAGAAAGUAGAAAUACAUAACGUAAUAUAUCAUGUUUUUAUUAUAACAAAAAUACAAAAUAUAAUAGUUAAAAAUAGACUGAUGCAUAAGUAGCGACGAGGGUAUGGCAUAGUAAAUGAAGAAACUGAAAUCCA